AUCUGCUUGGAGAUGAAGCAUAACUACCCUGGUCACGAGAUGACGUACAUUCCAAGAUGGCCGCGCCCAGACAUCGGGAAAGCUGACGUGUUGUUUUGGUGAUGAUUCGUCGCUCGUACGCUUACGGAAAGAAUCUGGGUCCAGUCAUUUCAUCCUAGCCAACUGUAAGAAGAUCUGAUCGAGAUGUGGCCCAUACGUGGUGGCCGCCACAGGCGUCCAGGAAUCGCUCUGGUGCUUCUUGCUUUUCAGAUGGCACAAGCAGGAUUUCAGAACAUCCCACCCGUUACCUUGGCAACCCUCGCCGCAAACGUGGCCAUGUUCCUCCGUCUGUUCCGCGGUUUCCGUUACCCCAAACUUGGGGAGGUGUGUGUGAGCGUGGUCCAUGUGUGGUACCAAGGGGACUGGAAGAGGCUGAUCUACGCUGCAUUCUUCCACGCAGACGAGUGGCACCUCUACUACAACAUGGCGUCCUUCAUGUGGAAGGGCAUCACAUUAGAGCGGAGAAUGGGCAGUGUACGGUUCCUGUACGUGCUGGCGGUGUUCACGGUCUGUACACACUCCCUCCUGCUGGGGCUGAACUACUCCAUGGACCACUUCUUCCACCAGUCCUCCUACCUGGCUGACUGUGCUGUCGGAUUCUCAGGUGUGAUAUUUGCGCUGAAAGUCCUGACCACACACUACCUCCCUCCGGGUAUGACCUAUGUCAUGGGAUGGUUUCCUGUUCCCCGCAGAAUUGCAUGCUGGGUGGAGCUGGUUGUCAUACAGAUCCUGAUCCCCCGAGCCUCGUUCAUGGGUCACCUGUCGGGUAUCCUGGUGGGACUGCUGUACACCAGCGGGCCUCUCAAGGCCAUCAUGGACCUGCCAUUUGGAGGAAGGUUACAAAUCCAGGUUGGAGCAGACAUCGUUACCAUGACGAUUAUGGAGCAGCAGAACCCAGACACACCCGAGCGACCAGACAACAGUCCUACACCUACCAUGCAGCUUGGUUGA
Molecule: messenger RNA, 990 nt
Organism: Branchiostoma floridae (Florida lancelet)
Lineage: Eukaryota; Metazoa; Chordata; Leptocardii; Amphioxiformes; Branchiostomatidae
Product: rhomboid-related protein 4-like
Exons: 9
Coding region: 184-990 (268 amino acids)
Cellular component (GO): membrane
Molecular function (GO): serine-type endopeptidase activity
Source: RefSeq, a predicted model, not a curated record